Messenger RNA from Empidonax traillii (willow flycatcher), 2586 nucleotides. RefSeq lists its product as uncharacterized. The transcript is spliced from 5 exons. The record is from RefSeq and is a predicted model, not a curated record. The coding region runs from base 851 to 2179 and encodes 442 amino acids. NCBI's taxonomy places the organism in Eukaryota, Metazoa, Chordata, Aves, Passeriformes, Tyrannidae.
UUGGCCAUGGCCAUGGCCGUGGCUGGUCCUGCUCUCCUCGCCACAGUACCAAGAGAGUGUGUCCUGGUAGCUGAGGCUGCUUCCCCACCAGUUUCUUCUCCUGGAGUCCUAAUAAGAGAAAUUGAGAGGAUUUUCUCUCUAAAUAGCUAAUAAAACAGACAAAUCCAGCUUGCCUCCCUCCCCCCCCCCCCAAAUAAAUUAUUGUAUUCUUUUGCAUGUCUCCUCACCCAGUCUGCACCUUCAUUUAAGUUAGCAUUUAUGUUGGCUAUUAAUACAGGUCUACCGGCCAAGCAGGUGUUGAUUUAAAUUAUAUCCAUCUACUAUUUCAAACUCCUGCUGUGGUAGAUUAUUUUUGAUGUGAUUAAAUACAAAGUUUUAUUUUCUGGUCUCAUAACUGUGCACACAAUUUUGUGUUGAUUUUUGUCAUUAUAAGUUUAAAGAGAUAAUCUUAGCAGGACUAAGCUUACCAAAAGCUCCUCUGAAAAACACAAGGGGCUAUUUAAGAUAAAACACAUUAGGUUACAAUUGAUCUAAUGGAAAAUGUUUAAAUCCUGAUCAGAGACAUCUCCAAGUCAAAGUUUAUUCAGAGAAAAUGACAGAAACAGAAAGUUACAGGAAGUAACUUUGCUGUACAGGAAGUUAACAGAGUCACGGGUUUUCCCACAGUCAAAAGCACAAUGGUAGAGGAAGCAGAUGGGGAACAUGCAAGGCUGUGAGGUCUCUCAUUUCAGUGGAAGCAGAACUGGAGCAUUGGAAAGCAUGAAGUACUACACAAUGAGGCUUGAAACCAGAAAGAGAAUUGAAGACUGAGUAUAAAAGUCUAUUAAUUUGCAAAUUGUAAGAUUCAGCAAUGAUACACUGUGGAAAAAAACAUAUUUGUGCUAUUGUUGCAUGUAUUCUUAUUUUUACAAGCAUUUUAAUCUGCUAUUGGAAAGAUCUUCGGCUACCAAAUACAAUAACUACAAGAAUCUUCCCCCAGACAGCAACUGCCAGUCCAACAGGUCACCUUUGUAGGGGGAAAAUUGCUCGAAAUGCAAUAACACCAUUAAAAGAUAACAAAACUUUUAUUAUAUCCCCAUACUUUGAUGACAGAGAAAGCAAAGCCACUCGUGUGAUUGGGAUUGUUCACCAUGAAGAUGUGAAACAGCUAUACUGCUGGUUCUGCUGUCAGCCCAAUGGAAAGAUCUAUGUAUCAAAUGCAAAAAUUGAUGUUCACUCAGAUAGAUUUGGAUUCCCUUAUGGUGCAGCAGAUAUAGUUUGUUUGGAACCUGAAAACUGUGAUCCAACACAUGUAUCAAUCCAUCCGUUUGCACAUGGAAAUAUUGACCAGCUGCCAAGGUUUGAAAUUAAAAACCGCAAGGCUGAGCCCUUUUCUGUUGACUUCACUGUGUGCAUCUCUGCCAUGUUUGGAAACUACAACAAUGUCUUGCAGUUCAUACAGAGUCUGGAAAUGUACAAGAUUCUUGGAGCUCAGAAAGUGGUGAUCUAUAAGAACAACUGCAGCCAUCUGAUGGAGAAAGUCUUGAAGUUUUAUAUAGAAGAAGGAACUGUAGAGAUAAUUCCCUGGCCAAUAAACUCACACCUCAAGGUUUCCUCUAAAUGGCAGUUCAUGCAAGAUGGGACACACAUUGGCUACUAUGGACAAAUCACAGCUCUAAAUGACUGUAUAUACCGUAACAUGCAAAGGAGCAAGUUUGUGGUUCUUAAUGAUGCUGAUGAAAUAAUUCUUCCCCUUAAGCAUCCAAACUGGAAAACAAUGAUGAGCAGCCUUCAGGAACAAAACCCAGGGACUGGCAUUUUUCUCUUUGAGAACCACAUCUUCCCAGAAACCAUCUCUACUCACAUGUUCAACAUCUCGUCCUGGAAUACUGUGCCAGGUGUUAACAUAUUACAGCAUGUUCACAGAGAGCCUGACAGGAAAUAUGUAAUCAAUCCCAGGAAGAUGAUAGUUGAUCCGCAAAAAGUGAUUCAGACUUCAGUCCACUCUGUCCUACAUGCCUAUGGGGACAGUGUGAAUGUUCCCGUGGAUGUUGCCCUCAUUUAUCACUGUCGGAAGCCCCUUCAAAGAGACCUUCCCAGAGAAUCCCUUGUCAGAGAUACAAUCCUGUGGAGAUACAACUCAUCAUUAAUCAUGAAUGUUAACAAGGUGCUAUCUCAAACCAUACUGAAACUGGUGUGACAUAGCUCUUAUCAAGGAUGCAUCCCCUAUGGAGAUACACCUUUGGCUUUGAAAGUGAACUGUGUUGGGUAUGCUGCAAUUUGAAGUGUAAUAAUGAAAUGUAAAGUUGUUGCAAUAGUCAUUUAAUGCUACCUUUUCCCCAGCAAUAAAUGUAUUGUAUGUUUAAGUCCUCUAAUACUCACAGGGGAAAAAAAGGAUCUGUAACUUAAGGCCUUUGACACUAGAAAAAAAUAUCCUACCAUAGAACUUCAAAUGCCAGCAUUGUAUUUAGUUGUAGGCAUGAUUCAGCUAUCAGGUCUGUCUCCAAAAGUAGACAGGACUCCUGUAAACUACUGGAUUUUGUCGUUGUGCAAUUAUCAAAUUUCCCAGUACUUUUUUGAAGAUUGAUUUGGAUUUUGAAAAUAUAA